Trichomonas vaginalis G3 is the source of this 450-nucleotide messenger RNA. Its product is annotated as calcium-binding protein family. Gene Ontology annotation, molecular function: calcium ion binding. Gene Ontology annotation, cellular component: myosin II complex. Bases 1 to 450 code for a protein of 149 amino acids. The record is from RefSeq and is a predicted model, not a curated record. The transcript has a single exon. Lineage: Eukaryota; Parabasalia; Trichomonadida; Trichomonadidae.
AUGGAUGCUAUUGAUAUUAUGACCCCUGAAACAAUAACGGAAGUUAGGAACUAUUUCACAGACUUCGAUGAUGAUGGAGAUGGCGAAAUUGAAGUUCAGUGCGUUGAAAGCGCUCUUAGAUCAUAUGGUCUCAACCCAACUGCAGAACAAAUGCAAGAUAUUUUAUCAGAUGUUAGUCGUUCAAACACAGUGAACUUUAAUACAUUCUGCUAUAUCGUUUACCGUUUAUCUAGAUUGUAUACCGUUGAAGAAAACCUUAUUAAUGCAUUUAAACUUCUCGAUAAGGAUUGCACGGGUAAAGUAGGCGUUGAUGUUUUUGAAAAAUCAUUAACUUGCGGCCACCAUCCAUUAAGUGACGAACAGAAGAAGGAAGUUUUAUCCAAACUACCAGUAGAUAAUGGAUUUGUUAAUUAUGUUCAAGGCGUUAAAAUCCUAACGUCUCUUAAGUAA